Messenger RNA from Physcomitrium patens, 2166 nucleotides. NCBI's taxonomy places the organism in Eukaryota, Viridiplantae, Streptophyta, Bryopsida, Funariales, Funariaceae. The record is from RefSeq and is a predicted model, not a curated record.
GGAGCCUCAUUAACAAGGAGGCGGGUUUUCACCGCGGCCUGUCUGACCAGAUCCACCCAGGGAGAGUGUCGCUUGCCGCCCAAAUUUGCAGCUGGAUGGUCGUGCACCUUUCUAAUUUCGUGGCAGACGAUGAUUGCCAAGCUAGUCCCAGCGAUUCCAGAUCGUCGCAGGGCUGAAAUGACCUCGGCAACUGCCACCAGCAGGCCUUUCCCGAGCCUCAUGUUCGGGGAACCAGAUGCCAUAUAAGACUGCCUGCUCACGGUGGUCUUUUUGCGUAACAUUUCGAAGCACCUAUCUACAGUGGUCAUUCAGUUUUCUAAGCAAUAUCCUACAAGGCUGCGCGAUCUCUCAGGCAAUCUUUUGCAUGUUUCUGAUUAAAUAAGUUUCAAGAGAAGCGCCAACUAGUGUUGUCGUAUUUGUUUUGUCUGGUCCAAAAAAGCUCGACCUGGGUAUGAGGUGCCGUUACGAGGGGUGGCUGCGAGACGAUUCGUGGUUUGUCGAGGUCCAGAAGUGCGUGAUCAGAGAGUGGUUAUGUCCAUUUAGCCGGCUACAUUAGCCGGCGAACACUAUCAAAGAAGUACUCGCGAGUUCAGCACGCUUUAAACCAGUGCUGCUUGUUGCUCGUGUUCGCAGAGCCUAGCUUUAUAGUGUUGGGAAUUGAAGGCAAACAAAGUGGAGUUUCCAAUUUUUGGAGACAAAGUGGAUCCUUCAGGACGCUGAAGAUGGGAAGAGGUGCAGGCACCGCUGUUAAAGUUUCGCAGACAGCUGGGAGAUUGGAAAAAGUUCGUAUUGGGAUCAAUGGCUUUGGUCGCUUUGGUCGCUUGGUUGCGAGAGUGGCCCUCGAGAGAGACGACAUCGAACUGGUCGUUGUCAAUGAUCCUUUCAUCAGCACAGACUACAUGGCGUACAUGUUUGCAUACGAUUCAGUUCACGGCCAGAAGUGUGCCAUGGCCGACAUCUAUGCUCAGGACGCGCACACAGUUUCUUUCGCCGGCAAGAAGGUUGCCGUCUACGGACAGAAAGAUCUUGCUAAGAUCCCGUGGGGCAAGCACCGAGUAGACUACGUCGUGGAGUGCACGGGGAACUACACCGACAAAGACCGCGCAGCAGCGCAUUUAAAGGGCGGAGCGAAGAAAGUGAUUAUUACGGGUUACAGCAAAGACGCGCCGACGUUCAUCGUGGGAGUGAACGAGCGCGACUAUAGACCCGAGCACAAUGUCGUAUCCAUGGCCGGUUGCACAACCAACUGCAUGAUCCCCCUCAUGAAGGUACUUCACGACAGAUUCGGGGUGGCAGAAGCUCAAAUGACCACUGUGCACUCUCUCACUGCCAUCACGAAAUCGUUGGAGGGCCCCUCGUUGAAGGACUGGCGCAGCGGAGCCGUGGCGGGUUUCAAUCUCAUCCCAAGCUCUACGACAGCGUCCAAGGCAAUCGGCCGCCUCAUACCCACCUUGAACGGCAAGAUCCGCAGCCAAGCAUUUCGGAUUCCCACUCCAGACGCGUCCCUCGUGGACUUGACCGUCAGGUUCUACAGGCGAGUUCCAUACGAAGAGAUUUGUGCCGCGAUCAGGGAGGAGGCCGAGGGGAAGAUGAAGGACAUCUUGGGCUACAGCGACGACGAUCCUGUCUCUAGUGAGUUCGUGGGUGACAGCCGGUCCGGCAUCUUCGAUGCUAAAGCUGGGUUCGCCAUGGCCGACAAUUUUGUGAAGCUCGUCGCGUGGUAUGACAACGAGUGGGGCUACAGUCACCGCGUGGUGGAUCUCAUCGUCCACAUGUCGUCAGUGCAGCACUCUCGAUACCAUUUUUGACCGCCGCACCGUAGAAUUCCAUGUAGAGAUAACGCUCCCCCUUUGUAGAUUGUACACACACACACACACAAGUCACUGAUAUAAAACUAGUGACAGUUAAGGGGGCUAGCUAGAGAGUAGCGCAGCAAAGCUGCAUGAAUCUGUAAAUUUGGCUACAUACAUCUUGAGAAGGUGAAGGUGUCCACCUCCGGCAGCGGAGGGCAGAGAUGUCGCAAUUCUUCAAUUUCCUCGGCAGGAUGAUGAGCUUCGCUUCGAUCAUUCCCAACUGUGCUUCAGAAAACACGAUGUGCGCACUGUUGGGGCGCGGUACCGAAAUCAUACUUGACAUGCAAAUGACGAGCUCUUUUUUUGUCUGAUA